GAACCGGGUCUAUUGCGUAAGGGCGCUGCCAGAUCUAGAAACACGGAACAUAACAGACCAACUACUUUUUUGUGCCUUGGCAUUUUGAUAUUUGUAAAUAAGGAAGGCACUUUUUCUCGGAAAUGUAAUUCUUUCUGGACAAAAAACAACUUUAUUUAUCAAAUUACGCUUGAUGAAAUUCAAUUUCGAGUACAAUGCUUUGAGCUGCUAGAUAAAUGCCAAGAACGGUCGCUUUCUUGCCGCACUUUGUCACCUUCUCCAUUGGCUUACUAAAGCUUGGCAUGACAGGCAGAGUUUUCCGUUCCACGGAAAAAUCGAGCCAUGUUACUGUUGAUCCCUGCUAAAUUACCGAUAGUGCAGAGUUUGUCGUUUAAAUUUGUGUGGAAUUGUAUACACAGAAGGCUUAUAUCUUGAUCUUCACCACUUGUAGCCAAACAUAUCGACAAUGCCGAAGGGGAUUAGGAAAAAGGCUGGUGGAAAAUCAGGGCGGGGGCGUAUGGGGGAACUGGAGGAGGAGCACAGCGACACCAUCAGCGUGACCAGCUCGACGGAUGAGCGCAGCGUCUGUGAUGGAAGCAUCUGUGGUGACCAGGAGGUGGACGACUCGUCUCAGGCCGAGCUUUUCGAGGAGAAGGUGGGCCUGGCGCUGGACGGCGCACUUGACAAGUCGGUCACCACCCGCACCAACAGUCUGCUCGCGCUCUGCACCGCCUUCAGCAAGAAAUACGUACCGGACAUAGUCGAAUCGCGGCGGAUGACACUUUGCGACGCCGUAGAGAAGUGCCUGAAGAAGGGCAAGUCUGCCGAGGUAGCGGCCGCCGCCGACUUGGCUGUGCUGGUCAGCCUGCAGCUGCGCGACCCGGCCAGCGUCGAGCUGGUGUACGCCGAGCUGCGCCAUACGCUGGCCACGCUGGCCGCCGACAACACGGCGCCAGCCGCCGCGCGUGCCAAGUGCUGCCUGGCGCUGGCCGUCAUCUGCUACCUGGGCGGCACGGAGCCUUCCGAGCUGCACGCCAACAUGGCGCUGCUGGAGACGGUGUUCGGCGCGGCGCGGCCGCGGGACGGCGCGGCGCUGGCCACCCCGGCCGAGCCGCUGCCGCUGCACACGGCCGCCCUGCAGGCCUGGACGCUGCUCGUGGCCGACGUGUCGCACAACGCGCUGCUCAAGGUCGCAGACAG
This is a messenger RNA of Pollicipes pollicipes, 1179 nucleotides long. RefSeq names its product Interferon-related developmental regulator 1 (gene Ifrd1). Lineage: Eukaryota; Metazoa; Arthropoda; Thecostraca; Pollicipedomorpha; Pollicipedidae. The record is from RefSeq and is a predicted model, not a curated record.